Molecule: messenger RNA, 2972 nt
Organism: Lepidothrix coronata (blue-crowned manakin)
Lineage: Eukaryota; Metazoa; Chordata; Aves; Passeriformes; Pipridae
Gene: LAS1L
Product: LAS1 like, ribosome biogenesis factor
Exons: 13
Coding region: 1-1881 (626 amino acids)
Biological process (GO): maturation of LSU-rRNA; maturation of 5.8S rRNA
Cellular component (GO): Las1 complex; preribosome, large subunit precursor
Molecular function (GO): endonuclease activity
Source: RefSeq, a predicted model, not a curated record
AUGUCGGGCCGCGCGGGGCCGGGCUGGCGCCGCGGGCGGCUGGGCUCGGCCCCGGCCCCGGCCCCCGGCCGCAGGCGGCUGAAGCCGCUGCGCACGGUGGUGGCGUGGAGGGGCCGGGCGGAGUGGGACCAGGUGAUGGUGGGGCUGUACUGCGGAGACAGCCGGCUGCAGCAGGACGCGCUGGACCGGGUGUCGGCCUGGAAGAGCCGUUAUGGUCAAAAAAUGCCUCUUGCAGUGGAUUGCACUGCAGAACUGAUUCGUUGCAAGGUCCUGGAUUCAUCUGGCAGAUUGAAGUCACACGAGCUCAUCCUCUCUUAUGGGCUGGCUCUUGUAAGGUUUGUCAACUUGAUCACAGAAAGGAAACAGAAGAUGGCCAGCAUUCCUCUGAGACAAUUAGCCAGAGAGGUGGAUAUCCCCAUCUGGGUUGUGGACCUGCGUCACGAGCUGACCCACGGGAAGCUGCCGCGGCUGGCCCUGUGCCGCAAGGGUUGUGAUGUUGUGCUGGACUGGCUACGAAAGACAUAUUGGAGCCGUCAGCUGGGCAAUAACUUGUGUGAAGAAAGUGAGGAUGAGGAUGAGGAAGAGGAGGAAGCAAACACAGAGUUGGGCAAUGAUGCAUGGGAGAUUCAAACCCCGCAGCAUGAGGCCUGUCAGAAACACAAAGAAUUCCACGAAAAAGUCAGAGAUAUUCUGAUAUCUUACAAGAAUGAGCAGUUUCGGGUUAUGCAGACUAUGCAGUCUGCUUCAAAGUCUCGAGAAUUGUGGUCUGAUUCCUCUUCAGAAAUGGAUUGGAUUUUGGCUCAGAUCAAAGACCUGAUGCAGGAAAACAGGGAAUCAGUGGCUGAAGCUCUUCUCAGUGAUGGCUUUCUCAUCCCAAAGAUGGAUUGUCUGAAGUUGCUAAAUAUCAAGUAUGAAGCAAAUAAAGAGGUAUGGCAGUUCAAAAUUCCUCAGACCUUUUACUGCUUUUGGCAACCUUUGCUGACAGGCCUUCUUUCACGAAGUUUUACACAGAUCCUAAUAGAGAAGAUGUUUAUGGAGCUGAAGGAAUGUUCUGACUCUUCAGAACUCAGGCAUCAGUUCUUGAUCAGCUGGAUUUCUGAGUUGCUGACUGGCAUUGCCAAAGUAAAUGCUGGGAAGAAAAGACAGCACUGUAACAAACAGGUGUCGGUGAAGGAGCUGUUCCUCCAUAAAGUUCCUUUGCAGUGGAUAAGACUGACUGACAGUUGCUUGGAAGCUCCCUGCUGGGCAACCCCACAUCUUCUUCAGCUGAUCCUCACAGUCAUGAGACCUCGCUUGUCACGUACUUCUCGGAAGAACCUUCUCUAUCUUGCUUCCAUUUACACAGAAGGAGGUGCCCCUUUGUCCAGUCCAGGCCUCUCUUCAGACAGCAGUGAACAUCCAAUUUACACUAUAGAGAGCUUACAGUGGAGAGUCAGGCAGGAAAAUCAGGUUAAAAAUCAAGGGCAGACUGUAGAGAAAGAAGAUGAUGUGCUGGAGAGAGAUGAUGGUGUAGAGGAAGCGGAGGAGGAGGAAGAAGAGAUGGUAACUGAAACAAAUCCUUUGGAAGGACUGGCUCAUCCUGGUAACAUGGCGGCUGUUGCUGAGAGAAGAGCAGCACUGCAAGGGUCCGCCUGGCAGAUCACUGCAGAUGAAGUACAAUGGAAAGACUUUCCUCUUGGGAAACUCCCAGGUCAGACAGAUGACCCUGAUGGUCUCAUGUUGGAUAAUUAUUCUAUGAUGUCCCUGCUUGAUCAGCCAGUGAGAGAUGAGUGGAAGACUCUCCAUACGAACUCUGCAGAAUUGAAAAUUCAUGGGACAGGAGGAUUGUUAUGGACCCAGAAUGACUUCCAUAAAAUAAAAAGUGGCCUUCAACUUUUCUGAGACAGCAUCAGAGUGCUCUGUGACUUUCAGUAUUGCACAAGUUAAGUGGGAUGGAAGAACUAGUAAUGGUGGUGGGGAAAUAAUUUGUUGUUGUUGUUGUUGUGAUUUACUGAUUUUUACCGUAUAAAAUCAGUGUUUUAUAAAGGUGGUUUAAGUUCCAUGUAUAGUAACCAUUGUCUUGCUUAACCACUGUCAUGAACCUUUAGCUGUAGCUGAUGUUUGCCAAAUACAGUUAAGAGUAGUUUGGAAUCCCUCAAGGUUCCUUAAUUUUUUCAUAGUUAAUAAAUGCAACUGACUUUGAAGACAAACCUUCCUCAUGGUUCCUGUUUCUCCAUUCUCACUCAGGUAUUCUAGAAAGUGUCCUCUGGUCCUCAUUAGCCAGACUGUUGAGCUGAUAUUGUCCUGCAGGAGUGAUUUUGCCAAGAUAAGAUUAUGCUACAGUUUUCACCUAGCUGGGAUUUCACACAGAGCUUCAGGGAUCAGGCCCGGCUAUAGCAUGGCUGAAUGCACUGUGGUGCACAAAUACCUUCCAGCUGGUUUUGUCGCCAUUUUUCUCAAGUGAUGAUCUUGAGGCCAUUACUGUCUCUUUUUCAAUGAAGUUUUUUGCUUGAUGUUACUUUUGUUCACAGUUUUGCUAAGGUUCAUAACCAGUACUGUGGUCUCUGCUGAGAGCUGGUAUGAUUACUGCAGAAAUGGACCCGAGUGAGUGCCCUGUUGAAAAGUUACUGAGAAAAAUGGCUUCCAGAUAGUUUUUCCUAAAUUCACUUUUCUUUACCUGUAUAACAGGUUCUCAAAACUUGGAGGCUUGUGCAAUUACCUGUAAAAAACCCCAGGAGUUUUAAGUAUGUAUUUAUUGCAGGACUCCUCAAUAAGGGUUUGUUAGAGUGCAUCUGCUAGAGGGUAAUACAGAGGCUUUCCUGGAGUCAGUCUAAUAAUUUGAUGUUUUACAAACUAAUCAGAAAGAGGAACAUGUUAGUAGAAAGGACACACAGCUUUAGCAGUACUUUGCAUAGGACUGAAAUGCAUGUUUAGAACAGCAAAUUCAUGGAUGCUUUGGGCUGCUCUCAAGUAAAGGCUUAGCUAGAUAUCCA